Racocetra fulgida is the source of this 996-nucleotide messenger RNA. The record is from the annotation of a GenBank genome assembly. NCBI's taxonomy places the organism in Eukaryota, Fungi, Glomeromycota, Glomeromycetes, Diversisporales, Gigasporaceae.
CCAUGCACGGCUGUCAAUCAAUGUUGCUAUCUCCACCGUCUUCCAAUCUUGCUCAUCAACAAAAUGGUUCGCCAAUACAAUCUUCUCAUUCUCGAAGUGAUCGUAUUUUAUCCAAUUCUCCAACUGUUUUCCCAAUGUCUAUGGCACCCCCUUCUGCAAACAUUCUUUUGGAAGCUUCACCGACUAUUCAACCAACAAUGCCUCAUAAUAUGCAACAUAAUACUUCAGUUAUUCACUCUCUUACUUCACACCAUCGUUCAUCGAUUCCUUCUGAUAGACCCCUUACUACGGCAGAUCAACGUGAAUUAGCCCGUAAAGUUUCCCAUUCUGCUAUUGAGAGGCGCCGCCGUGAACGUAUUAAUGAUAAAAUAAUGCAAUUAAAAGAAUUAAUUCCAAGUUGUGCAGAUCAAGAUCAUUUAAAUAAAUUAUGCAUUUUGCAGAGUUCCAUUGAGUAUAUUGAGUAUCUACAAGAUCUAGUUGUCACUUAUCGACAACGAGAAAAAGAUGGCGGCAGAACCGAUGAUAAAAUAUCAUCUGAAAAUGGCCGAAAACGAUCUAAAUUUGAUCGAUAUGAUAUUCUACCAUCAUCAAAACUAUCUUCAAGAAGAUUUGAAAUUCCUGAAGAUAAAGAAUAUAAACAUAAAAAUUCUGUUAGUUCAUCUACUUUGUCUACCUCUCCGGAUCAGUCGAUGGAUCCUGUUGUGAACACGGAAAAAGUUAACAAUGAUAAUACCGACUCUACAUUAAAGGCAGAUAUAUCAGAUAUUACACCAAUGCUAUUGGACCAAGAAGAUGCAGACGCUUUGUCGUCAAAGUCAACUUCCACUGUACAAAAAUCAAAAGCAAUAAUAAAGUCGACUUAUACUGUACAAGAAUCCAAGAAAAUAAUAACUACAAGAAAUUCUGAGACACAAACUUCUCCAAUUCAUGACUGGGGAAAAUCUUUUAAAGAGUUAAAAGACGAGCAAGAAACACAAGCAUCUUUAUCUUAUGAAU